GAGCCGGACCCAGGCAGCAGCUCAGCCCCCUGCCCCCUACAGCCAGCCGCCUGGGCCGGGCCGAGGAUGCGGCGCAGCGCCAGGCUCGCUCCCCUCCGGCCCGCUUGCUAACUUCCUCGGCUUCGUCCUUGUCCGCCAGCGGAGCCACCCCGUGUCCCCGCGCCCUCCGGGUCGGGUCCUCCAGGCGCGCCGGGCGCUGCCUCUGUGUCCCCCGCCGCUCGCCCGUGUCCCGUCCUCGCCCGGUCAUGCUGCCCCUGUGCCUCGUGGCCGCGCUGCUGCUGGCCGCCGGGCCCGGGCCGAGCCUGGGCGACGAAGCCAUCCACUGCCCGCCCUGCUCUGAAGAGAAGCUGGCGCGCUGCCGCCCCCCUGUGGGCUGCGAGGAGCUGGUGCGAGAGCCGGGCUGCGGCUGUUGCGCCACUUGCGCCCUGGGCAAGGGGAUGCCCUGCGGGGUGUACACCCCCCGCUGCGGCUCCGGCCUGCGCUGCUACCCGCCCCGGGGCGUGGAGAAGCCCCUGCACACGCUGGUGCACGGGCAAGGCGUGUGUAUGGAACUGGCAGAGAUCGAGGCUAUCCAGGAAAGCCUGCAGCCCUCUGACAAGGACGAGGGUGAUCACCCCAAUAACAGCUUCAGCCCCUGCAGCGCCCAUGACCGCAGGUGCCUGCAGAAGCACUUCGCCAAAAUUCGAGACCGGAGCACCAGUGGGGGCAAGAUGAAGGUCAUCGGGGUCCCUCGGGAGGAAGCCCGGCCUGUGCCCCAGGGCUCCUGCCAGAGUGAGCUGCACCGGGCCCUGGAGCGGCUGGCCGCCUCACAGAGCCGCACCCACGAGGACCUCUACACCAUCCCCAUCCCCAACUGCGACCGCAACGGCAACUUCCACCCCAAGCAGUGCCACCCGGCCCUGGACGGGCAGCGCGGCAAGUGCUGGUGUGUGGACCGGAAGACGGGAGUGAAGCUUCCGGGGGGCCUGGAGCCGAAGGGGGAGCUGGACUGCCACCAGUUGGCUGACAGCUUCCGCGAGUGAACCCUGUCAGCAGGCGGGGGGCUCACUGCCCCCUGCUGCCCCCUCCCCUGGAGGCUGCAGAGCUGACCUGGAGCCUGGGUCGGAGUCCUGGCCCUGCUUCUGGCCCAGAAGUUUCCCUUGGGUUGUGUCUGUGUGUAUGCGUGUGUGCGUGUGUGUUUAUGAGCACGGGUGUGCCCUUGGGGUGAGCCGAAGCCUAGGGGUGUCCUUCUUUGGGCUUAGAUAGCCUGAGAGAGCCCUGGUAUGUUUCCAAAUUGAUCCUGGAUUCAUUCAGCCCUUCAGCCAUCUAUAAACACUUCUUGACC
Molecule: messenger RNA, 1324 nt
Organism: Kogia breviceps (pygmy sperm whale)
Lineage: Eukaryota; Metazoa; Chordata; Mammalia; Artiodactyla; Physeteridae
Gene: IGFBP4
Product: insulin like growth factor binding protein 4
Biological process (GO): regulation of insulin-like growth factor receptor signaling pathway
Cellular component (GO): extracellular region
Molecular function (GO): insulin-like growth factor I binding; insulin-like growth factor II binding
Source: RefSeq, a predicted model, not a curated record